UAAUGGAGCUAUAAAAUGUUUCAUGUCUUUAAAGCUUGCAUUACUCUCUCCCCAAAGGGGAUACUAGCACAGAACAAGUAGCACUGAAAUGGGGACGUUUCUGACCAAAGUAUCAUAGGAUCACACAUUUUGUCGUCUUCUUUUCUGCAGAUCAUAUUUUGUAGUGCUUUGGGAGGUUAUUUAUUUUAUUCUAUUACCGUUGUUGUUGUUGUUAUUAUUAUUACUACUAUUAUUAUUUUCUUUUGAGGUCUUUGCAGAAUAUCAGCCUUUCAGGAUAUGGUUUCUAUCUCUGCACAUCCUCAUUCUCAAAAUGGCCAGCGAGGAGGAGUUGUGGGGUUGGGGAAGCUGUAGCAAAGAUAAAAGGAGCUAUGUUUAGCUUAAUACACGUUCCUAAAACUUCAUUCUACCUCCAUCACACUUCUUGGAAAAGAGUCCUGCAGCGGGCACUCAGCAGAAAAAGCGGAGGAAGAGGCUUUUCGACCAAAGCUAAUAGCAGACAUCACCCCCCUACGCCUGUUCUUUCGCCGGAACGCUGUGAGAGGGAAGACCACCCGCCUCCCAAAGGAGUUGAUCCUUCCUCCCGUUGCUCGCGAGGGGCACCUCUGCGUCUCACCCACGACCGGCUGACACCCCGGCAGCCUCGCAGCCAACAGUUCACAAAGUGAGAAAUUCCACUCUUCCUUUUUCAGGAGGUUUUUCAGACUGAGCUAUGUAUUGACUGAUUUAUUGAGAGAGAUUACUCUCUGUUUCAGUAAUGAAUGAGGUUCAGAAGAGUUGUAAGUACAAGUUGUAACUCUCUGGAGUUUGGAAGACUACCUCUGCAUCUGCUUUCCACCUGGCAAGACUUGCAUAUCACAAGCCUUUGGGACCAAAUUCCGGUUUCUAAAAGUAUUGAUCAAAAUGAGCUUCUUGACCAAAAUUGAGGAUCACUUCAAGUGAUUUAUGGGACGAUGGCAUAUUUGUAAAGAGCUGGGGAGAAUGAUGAGAGAGAGAGAGCAGCUAUACAGCUUCAUGUCAUUCUGGAAUAUUGCUGGAAAUGCAGUAGCCUCUGUCCUCCAUCUGCUUUAGAUCACAGGAAGUUUCUGAGUUAUCAGGGCACUAUCUUAGAACAGCUUUCAGAACAAGCAAGAACAAUUCAGAUUCAUUUUUCUGGGGAAGAAGUGAGAAAUAAGAAAAUGACUCUAAUGAUUUGUUUUUUAAUGCUUAGUUUUGAAUCUGCCACUGGGAAGCUGUGUCCCCUUCGUGCUUCCAUUGAUGUGCUAGAAGGGGAAUAUUUUUUCCUUUGUUAUCUUGAGUCAAUGCAGGAACAUUUUCAGGAAGGAGCAUACACAAUAAACUGGUACAAAGAUAAUGCUGGAAAGCAGGAACUGAUAAAGGAAACACAUAGAAUUGUUUCUCAAAUGAAUUUUCUGGAGUUUUGGCCAGUUGAACUCGGUGACUCUGGGCAUUACUCUGUCAUUCACAGCAGUGGAAAACAGAAUCUCACCAUUCAAAAGUGGACCUUGAAUGUACUUGAAAGAAACAAAAGCAGCUGUUUCAACAAAAAUCAUUUAACUACAGAAAUUAAAAAUGCUGGAACUGGUCAUUCACUGAAAUGCAGUGAUUUGUCUGUCAAUGAAAAUGACAGCAUAACAUGGUACAAGGACUGCAAGAGCUAUGAAAACGAAACAGAGCGGGAACUGGAUUUUGAAACCUUAACAGUACAGCACUCAGGGAUAUAUACCUGUAAAAUUUUAAUCAGUCAUGAAGGAAAGAUAUACCAGAGCACAAAUACAAUUAAGCUGGUAGUAGAAGCAGAUGCACCAGAGGCUGUAACUUUGGAGAUAGUUGGACGCCAUGAAGAAAUUGAAACAGAAAUAGGUAAAGAAGAGAUACUCAAUUGCACAGGAUUCUUGGGUUAUUAUAUGCCAGAAGAUGCCAGCCUCUACUGGUUAAUUAAUCAAGAGUUUCCAGAAAAAUGCACAGGUAUCCCUGAGAAUGAGCCUUCAAUAUGUGAAGAAGAAUUCAAAAAAUUACAGCUGGGAAACAAGUUCUAUGUCACAAGGCUACUACAGAUUAAAAAAGUAACAGACGAGGACAUGCAUCAUAAUUUCACCUGCAUGUUGCAAGCUGAUGAAAGAACACAAAUUAAAAUAGUGAAACUGAAGAAAGGGAACACCCGAGAUUUGCCUGUGCACAUAUUUACAACUGGAAUGGUCCUUGCUGUACUAUUUCCAUGCGUUGCUGUAGCUGCGGUGUUUGUCUGUGUGAUGUUUAGAGUCGACUUAGUUCUAUUUUACAGGAACAUAUGCAGAAGAGAUGACACUGCUAGAGAUGGAAAAGAAUAUGAUGCAUUUGUGUCUUGCCUGAAAGACUGUAUUUCUCCUACUGAAGAAGAGAGAGAAUUUGCUUUGAAGAUAUUGCCCAUGAUAUUAGAAGAAAACUUUGGGUACAAGUUAUGUAUAUUUGAGAGGGAUGUAUCCCCUGGAGGAGCGGUUGUUGAUGAUAUCCAUUCAUUCAUUGACAAAAGCCGAAGAUUAAUCAUUAUACUGAGCCAGAACUACAUUUCUGACAGAGCCAUAUACGAACUUGAGAGUGGACUGCAUAAAGCCCUAGUUGAAAGGAAAACUAAGAUCAUAUUAAUUGAGUACAUGCCAAUAAGUGACUACAGUUUCUUGCCAGAAUCACUGUCUCUUUUACCAUCAAAGAGGGUUGUGAAGUGGAAAAAGGAUAAAUCUCUUCCUGUGAAUUCCAGAUUUUGGAAGAACCUUCGGUACCUGAUGCCAGCGAAACCUACCAAGAUAAACAUCAAAGGGCACUAUAAUAAUCUUGACCUAGGCUCACAAGGGCCUCAACCACGGACUAAGGGCUGUGACUUUAAUGAAGUUGCAUAACAGUUCUGGAGGCAGAAAACUGGGCAUUUUGCUAACUACUAGAAAACACAAACUGCACACUUACUUUCGGAAGACAGUGUUUAGAAGAGGCCAAGUCUGAGAUCUGAGACGAAUGUAGAAAUUGCUACUGUGGACAAGAUGAUGUUAACCCCAAUGCUAAGUGCUAUCCCAGAGAGGGUUUCCUUAACAAUCUGCACAAGGAGCAGGAAUUUCAUUCUGCUUAGGACUUGCCACAUGGCACCAAGCACAAUGCAGAACAUUUUGAUUUCAUGUUUUUCAUUAAUGUAGAAUGAUAUUAAUUAUACUUGCAUACGUUUUGAGUCCCCUCAAUAAAUAUAUCUCUAUUUGGCACGUA
Messenger RNA from Strigops habroptila (Kakapo), 3228 nucleotides. It is a transcript of the gene IL18R1, whose product is annotated as interleukin 18 receptor 1. The transcript is spliced from 14 exons. The record is from RefSeq and is a predicted model, not a curated record. Gene Ontology annotation, biological process: positive regulation of type II interferon production; interleukin-18-mediated signaling pathway. Gene Ontology annotation, molecular function: interleukin-18 receptor activity; interleukin-18 binding. Bases 1176 to 2873 code for a protein of 565 amino acids. NCBI's taxonomy places the organism in Eukaryota, Metazoa, Chordata, Aves, Psittaciformes, Psittacidae.